AGUUGUUCGUGAUAGUCUAUCUGAAAACCUGGUCAAGCCGAUUGUUGCCGAAUAGAAGGCCCUUUUGAAUUUUCGUUAGUUGAAAAUUUGGGCGCCCUUCAAUUUGAUAGGAUUCGAAAAUGUUCAAAUCCAAAAAGAAAAAGGACAAAGACGAGAAUGGAAAGACGGGAACUUCUGUCAAAUCAAGCGAAAAUAGUGAAAAUCUAGAAGAUUCUGGCAACGAUUCGGAUUUGUUUAAAUUCAGUAUGAACAAAAGAGUGUCUAUAGAUAGACCGUCUCCAACAGAAGGCAGUGCCAGAGAAGCGAAAGAUGCCUUAUCACUUGACUCCAUAGACGGAGACAAGAGUCAAAAGACAUCUAAAUCAAAAUCAUCCACGUCGUCAUCCAAAAUCAGGAAAAGUAUCCUCAAAAACAACGCAAAUGCUUCGUCGCCUUUGCUUACAAGUCCACAAGAGAAUGUAGAAAUGGAAAUUAAAGACUCGAAACAUAGUCAGAAAAGCAUGCGGUUUGUGGCUUCUGGUGACGCUUUGGAUUCUGUGAAGGCGUCUGAAGCACAAAAACGUCGGGAAUUGAGUUCAAAAUCGAGGCGGUCAUUGAAUUUGAGUAUCCCAAAAAUACCCCUGGUCACGCACAAAUCCUUUGACGAGAAUCUGCUGCUGCCUAAAAUUUACAGUACCAAAACUCCAGAGCCACGAGAAUUAGUAUUGAAACAGAAUUUUGCUGGAGAUUAUGGAUUCACUGUGAAAACUUCUACGCUGCUGGAGAAAGUGCCAUUAACAGGGGAGAUAAUCGAAAGGAAUAUCCACUUUGCGGAGUCGAGUGCGAACAGCAGUCAAACCACAGGACUGCUUCCGGGAGAUAAACUUCUGAAGAUAAACGACACGCAUGUCGAAGGACUCCCUAAGGACAAAUUACUAGAGCUGAUUAAGGCGACCAAAUCUCCAGAAAUAAAGAUCACGGUCCAACCUGUUCCAGAGUUGCUGGAGUUAUGCCAACGGUGUGGUCUGGAAGAUAACUCUUCAUUGGCUGCUAUCACUGACAGAAACUUCGACAAAAAGUCAAAAACGGCUGGUAAGUCGGAGGAGGCUUUGAAGGCGGAGAGCCAGUACACACUCACUCCUUCCUACUGGCUAGUGCAUUCGGAGGGAUAUUCUGGAUGCACAGUGUUGAAUGAACAGGGAAGUAACCAAAGUGGCGGAGGCGGAGGUCAAACUAGAGUGAAGUUGACAGAGUCCGGAUCUAGUCUUCUGGUAGAUGAAGCUGAUUUAGAAAAGUGCAAUCCGUCGGAGCUUGACACAGUCGAAGACAUAUGCAAGCUCCGCUACGUCAAUGAAUCUUCAAUUCUGCACGUACUGAGAACUCGCUACUCGGGAAACGAACUAUUUCAUACAUUUUGCGGAUACAAUCUGCUAGUUAUAAACCCCGCUCACACUACUAACGCUUACAAUGACAAGGCGAUGACAGUGCUGAAAAAAUGCGCCUCCAAGGAAGAAAUGCCGCCCCAUAUUUUCUCGAUGGCCCAAUUAGCCUACAGGAGGAUGAUAGCGUCCAGACGCGACCAGAGUGUGGUGUUUUUGGGGCAGUCUGGCUCGGGCAAAAGCGAGAAUCUGAAUCACGCCUUGAAAUAUCUCACGACAAACGCUGGAUCUACGAACAACAUUGUCACAGCUGAUAAGAUGGUCGCCACCCAGACGGUCCUGUCCUCCUUUGGGUCUUGCAGGUCCUCUCAGAACGGAAGUGCCUCUAAGUUCACCCAGAUUGUCUCGAUCGAGUUCGAUUACGGGGGAACUAUAUCUGGAGCUAACAUCCAGGGUAUCCUACUGGAAAAGAGCAGACUGACCAACUACUCUGAAAGAAAGAAGGCAGAGAGUGGCUUCAGUAUAUUUUCACAGAUGGUCUACGGGUGUAAUGAAGAUGAAGCGAAGUUGUGGAGUUUGCCGAAGACAUUUCCCGGAGAAGGUGGAAAGGAAACGUAUUUCUCUCAUAAGGCGGAAGUCGCUGUUCAUGGGAGCCGUGGACUUUCUUCUCAUGUGUACUCGUUCAAGAGACUGAAGAAUGCGUUUGAGGUGCUGGGCGUGUCUAAGGCAGAGCAAGAUGCAAUAUUCGGUGUAACUGCUGCUAUCUUCCACCUUCUUCUGUCCGGAUCAGUCAAAUCGGGAAAUAAGUACGAAUUUGCCGACCAAGAAUCAGCGGAAAAGGCUGCGCAUCUUCUGGGAGUCAAACUACAGACUCUGACUCGAGCUACUUUCUAUGGAAGUGUCACAGGUGUCGGAUCCUCUGCCCUGAGCGCCAGAGCCGGAAGAGGUAUGCGAGCAGGUGCUGGAGCUAACCUGGAUCUCUCUGGACUGGCCUCCAAAGACAUGUUGGAAGGGAUGGCUAUGGGUCUAUACCAGGAUCUUUUCAACGCUGUGUUGUCUCUCACAAACCGAUCUCUUUCUGCGAAUUACAAAUCGAACAUUGCAAUGCAACUGAUUGACGCGCCAGGAUUGAUUAAGAAUUCGUACGAUGACAACGAUAAAGGGAACUCUUUGGAAGAUUUAUUCGUAAAUUACACUCAUGAGAGAUUGCAUCAGUUGUUUCACGAUAGCACAGUCGCCAGUCCUUUAAAGCUGUUCGAACAAGAACGAAUUGAGGUUGACUUUGAAGACUCAAUGCCUACGGAUCCCUCAUUGAUAAUUGACAUGUUGGAUCAGAGUCCGCUGAAGAAGUUGUCAAAUGAUGACGAAGAAGUCGAAGUGAAAGGUCUUCUUUGGGUUCUGGACGAAGAGUCUAUCUUCCCAGACGUGACAUGUGAAAUGAUGCUGAACAAAGUCACAACCAUAUAUGGAGAUAGAGCGGACGGGUUGCUAUCAAGAAAGGGGACCACUCUGUCUAUCAGACACUGUCAGGGUUCAAGUCCAGUCACUUACAAUGCAGAAAAUUGGUUGCAGAGAUGCAAAGAGAAUCCAGUGUGCAGAAUGUCUUUACCAAUGCUACAAGAAUCAUCCAGUGUGAAUAUAGCGGAGGUGUUCGGUCGACUGCGCAGUUAUGUGAGUGGAACAGUAGCUGGCACUAUUGGGGGAGGAGAUGCAUUGAAUCUGAGAAGACAGACUCAAGUCAGAAGAGGCUUCUCAUCCAUCGCAGCUGUCAAGAAAAACUCACUCUGUCUUCAAGUCAAGUUCCAACUGGAUUUCGUUCUGGAAUUGUUGCGCCACACGCAGAUGAAUUUCGUUCUGUGUAUGAUGCCGAACAUGAAGUGUGCUCAAGACCUAGGCUCCUAUUCAUCAAUCGACGUGCCUUUCCUCAGAGCCCAAGUACAAGCUACGCAGAUAGUAUCAGCCGCCAGAAUGUUCCGAGUCGGCUAUCCGGACAACGUUCACUUCGAUAUCUUCAUCAGGAGCUACAGCAUGUUGGUGUCAGUCGACUCCUUCGUCGUGAAUCCGUUGGACGAACGUGCCACGUCUCAGAGUCUGUGUGAGGCGCUGGAGAUACCGGCCGGAUGCUACGCAGUGGGAGUGACCAAACUGUUCUUCCGCUGUGGAGUGUUGGUGGAUCUGGACGAGAGAAGAGACGAGAAGAUAGGCGCGGUGAUCGUGGACUUCCAAGCAUACUGCAGAGCCUACUCGGCCAGACGCCACUUGCAGAAGCUGCAGAUGCAGAAUAGAGCAGUGGCCUGUGUCCAAAAGAAUAUCAGGCUCUUCUGGAAAGUUAGACAGUGGGACUGGUGGAAACUAUACAUCAGGGUGUUGCCCCUGGCGCGAGUGGCUCUCUCGGAGGAGGAGCGUCGGGCCAAAGUGGCCAACCUGGAAGAGGCCACUCGAAAGUUGGAGCAGAAGGACAGUGAGAGGACAGAACUGACCAGUCGGGUAGCCAGACUGGAGCAAGAGGUGGAAGAGAUGGGACUGCAGUUGAGCGAGGAACAGGCGGGCUUGCAGCAUACUACUCAGUUGUACGAACAGGAGCUGCUCAACAGGCGCAGUCUGGAGGAGCAAGUGAAAUCUCUCAAGGCACAGUUGGCUAGCAGUGAGAAGGAGAAUGGCAAGAUGGAGAUGGAGCUGACAGGAUUACGUCACAUGGCCAACUCCUCUCUUUUCAACUCCUCGUCACUGGACGGUGUCCAAGGCCAACAUGCAUUGGGAUCUUCCAGCGGUGGCAGUGAGGAAGAUUAUCUGGACGAGGUCAUGUUCAAAAACAAACUGCUGAGUAUUAAGAAGCAAGCCGAGAUUGACAGGAAGAGGUUGGAAAUGGAGAUGGAGGACGAAAGGGGAGAGUGGGGGAAGGCGAAGAAGUCUCUGGACAGGAAGUUGGGAGAUCUGAGAGACGACUUGGAGGAUAAGGAACACGCAGUCACUCAGCUGAAGAGGAAGGCGGCCAAGUUCCAGGAGGAACUGCAGGACACCAAUCUGGUUCUAAACCAGCAAGUGGCAAGGAAUACAGAACUAGAACGCAAACAGCGCAAAUUUGAUGUCGAACUUAAUCAAGCCCAACAGCAGACAGUUUUGGAACGACAAUUGAAAGAAAAACUGUCAGCAGAAAAGGAAAAUUUUGCUGCUGAGAGUUAUGCUCUGAGUCGCGAAAAAGAAGAAUUAGCUGAGAGUUUGCAAAAUGCCGAGUCCAAGAUACGCAGACUGCAGAGUGAAAUUGAUGACUUGACUGAAAACCAAAACCAAGCCUCAGAAGUUACAGUUCUGAAACGUGACAAACACAGCCUACAGUCCAAAAUCAAAGAUCAAGAGGACGAGCUGGAUGAACUGGCGGGCGAAGUAUCGGGACUGGAGGCUGCCAAGUUAAGGCUAGAGAUGGAGAUGGGCAAAGUCAGGAGUGAUCUUACCAGAGAGUUGGAGAUGAGAGAAGAGGAGUUCGAACAGGGCAAGCAGAAUUACGUGAAAAAAGUGAGGAGCUUAGAGAGUCAGUUGGACGAUGAGAUCCACGAGAGACAGAUCAUCUACAGGGAGAAGUUGGAACUGGAACGGAAGAUCAAAAGCGAGUCCUUAUCCAAGAACUCAGGUGACAUUGAGCGUGAGCGGAAACUGCAGAAGCAACUGGUGCGAGCGAGAGCCCAGUUGAGUGAGAUGCAGGGCAUGCUGGAUGGGAUGAGUGAACAGUGCACUAGUGCGAAGAGGGAGAACAGGAGUCUCAGACACCAACUAGAGGAGGCGAGAGAUACCGCCGAUGCCGCGCUCUCCUCCAAAGCAUCUUUACAAAGGGAACUACAGGACAUACAGCAGGAGAGCGAUUCUGCCCUGGACCAGUGGAAGUCGCAGUACUACGCGAUGGAGGACAAGACGUCUAUUUUGAUGUCCGACAAGUCUGAACUGGAGACUCAACUGGAAGAGGCGGAGGAGGACAUGGCCGGAUUGGAGAGAAAAUUGAGAAAUGUCAUCGCAGAAGCAGCAAUAGACCGCAAUUCGAUCCAUUCUCUGACUACUGAGUUGGCUGAAGUGAGACGCAAUCUGGCAGACAAGGAGGAGCAACUAUCGGGACUGCAGUCAAAGUGCAGCCAGAUACAAGCCACAUCUACUGACAAAGCGCUGUUGCUCAGAGCCGAAAGCAGAGCAACAGAAGUGGAGCGUAGUCUCGGAGUGGAAAAGGCACUGAGAGUCAAGUGCGACAAUCAGAUCAGUCGGCUAAAAGCACAGUCGGACAAGCACUCUGAAGAAGUGGAUGCCCUGUUGGCUGCCCAGAAACAGAAGGAAGAGACUAUCAAGAAGCUGAACAACCAGAUAAGAGAUGUGAAGGAUGAUUUACUGGCAGUAGAGUCCAAGUACGAACAGAGUCAAACCAAGAAACAUGACCUUGAGCGCCAGUUAGGAGACAUGGAGGAGACUAAUGGCAGCCUGAAACAGGAGUUAAACGUGGCCGCCCAGAGAAUCCAGCUUCUUCAGAGAUCUCUACAGGAGAUGAACAACGCAAAUAACGCCUCAGCUGACUCGAGUUUCUACUUGAGCGACGAAGAGGAUGACGUAGACGGGGCUUCUCUUAUGAAUAGCGAAGACGAUGAGGAGGAUCGGAUGCUAGAUGUGAGUGGAAACAACGGGAUGGAGAGAUCCGAGUUCACCUCCGAAGACGAAGACUACGGUUCAGCAGCUGCGGAGUUCUCAUCGACUGCAGGUACUUAGAACAACAACAGAGGCGAACAGUUCCGAAUCUCUCAAAAAUGUGACUUAAAACUUAGAUGGUCACCAGGAGUAAAAUAAGCAAUCAUCAAGCUUUCAAACAAUUUCUCUACAUGGUGUGAAUCGAUUAAAUACUUGCCUUUUUACUUUCUUGUAAUUGCUAAAUGCUGUUAAAUCGUAUCAUUUUUUAUGAUAAAUUAUAUUCUAUUUUGUUCGAAUUUCUUUGUUGUUUAUAGAUAAUCAUUUGUAGCUUAAUGUCACAAAAUUUAAUAAGUUUGAAAAACAAAUUCUAACAUGCGGUUUUUCUUAUUACUAAGACUUUGCUGCGAAACCUAUAAAUUGGGGGCAGUUUAGCUGGAUCAUUAAGAGUCAGUGAACGCAGUCCAGACU
This is a messenger RNA of Symsagittifera roscoffensis, 6485 nucleotides long. Its product is annotated as unconventional myosin-XVIIIa-like. The coding region runs from base 120 to 6098 and encodes 1992 amino acids. The transcript is spliced from 27 exons. Lineage: Eukaryota; Metazoa; Xenacoelomorpha; Acoela; Convolutidae. Gene Ontology annotation, biological process: actomyosin structure organization. Gene Ontology annotation, cellular component: cytoplasm; myosin filament; myosin II complex. Gene Ontology annotation, molecular function: cytoskeletal motor activity; ATP binding; actin filament binding. The record is from RefSeq and is a predicted model, not a curated record.